Sclerotinia borealis F-4128 is the source of this 1785-nucleotide messenger RNA. NCBI's taxonomy places the organism in Eukaryota, Fungi, Ascomycota, Leotiomycetes, Helotiales, Sclerotiniaceae. The record is from the annotation of a GenBank genome assembly.
AUGAAGCUCUCUCGCGUGCUUUCUGGCUUAGCAAUAUGUAGCUUUGCUGCAUGUGAGUCUUCUAUGGAGCUCCUAGAAUCACUUCGUGAAAUACCACAAGGUUGGAUUCGACUUGAAAAGCCUCGUCCAUUCAAGACAAUCAAGCUUCGGAUCGCUUUGGAACAGCCUGAUCAUGAACUCUUCGAGCAGAAACUUUUUGCUGUUUCGACCCCUGAUCACAACGAGUAUGGUCAACAUCUUGAUCGUGAGGAACUCAAAAGAUUCAUCAAGCCAGCCGAUGAAUCUACUCAUGCCGUUCUUUCCUGGCUGGAGAAAUCUGGUAUCUCGGAGUCAAACAUCGUCAAUGAUGGAGAAUGGAUCAACUUUCGUACUUCGGUUCAGCAAGCGGAACAGAUGUUAAAUGCUACUUUCCAUUAUUACGUUCAUCAAGAUAAGAAGAGAAGCAAGCAGAUUCGAACAUUGAGUUAUUCGGUUCCACAGGAAAUCUCUAGUCACAUUACAAUGGUUCAACCCACAACCAGAUUUGGCCAAAUGGAAGCACAGCGUAGUCAACUCUUCCGUGAGGACUUCGCAGCUGCUGCGUUACCAUCGCUCAAUACUACUGCCUGCAAUGUAACAACUACUCCUCAAUGUCUCCGAGAUCUCUACAAUAUUGGUAACUAUACAGCCAAAGCCAACCCUGAGUCACGUCUAGGAGUCGCCGGAUAUUUGAAUCAGUGGGCAAAAUACGAAGCUCUAGACGCGUUUCUGGAGAGAUAUGCUCCAUAUGCUACUUCACAGAACUUUUCUUAUGCUCUCAUUAACGGAGGUUUGGACACACAAAACUCAACGCUUAAUGAUGGCGAAGCAAAUUUGGAUAUUCACACAGGCGGACUAGGAGAUCUCAUUCCGGAUCUUGAUCAACCAUCACUGGACAACAAUCAAAAUGAACCGUAUUUGGAUUACCUCACCUACAUGUUGAGUCUACCAAACAACGAAUUACCUCAAACAAUCACAACUUCAUAUGGCGAAGACGAACAAUCCGUUCCCGAAGCCUAUUCCAAAACUGUCUGCAAAAUGUUCGGUCAACUAGGAUUAAGAGGUGUAUCCAUCCUCUUCUCAUCCGGAGACACAGGGGUUGGAUCCGCAUGCCAAACCAACGAUGGCAAAAACACCACACGCUUUCUCCCCAUUUUCCCAGCAGCGUGUCCGUAUGUGACUUCGGUAGGAGCAACACGAUAUGUCGAGCCGGAAUCCGCGGUUUCUUUCUCGUCGGGUGGGUUUAGUGAUCGAUGGGCCAGACCUUCGUAUCAGGAUGAUGCAGUGAAGGGGUAUUUGAAGAUUUUGGGGGAUAGGUGGAAGGGUCUUUAUAAUCCUCAUGGGAGAGGCUUUCCCGAUGUGGCGGCUCAGGGCGUUAGGUUUCAUAUUACGGAGGUCGACCCCAUCACCGGCGUACCAACAGAUACUCUCGGUUCAGGAACAAGUGCUUCCUCCCCAGCCUUCGCAGGAAUCAUCUCCCUCCUCAACAACGCCCGUCUAAACGCAGGUCGCAAACCUCUCGGUUUCCUUAACCCAUGGCUCUACUCGAUUGGCAAACAGGGUCUUAAUGAUGUAGUGCACGGUGGUAGUACCGGGUGUACGGGUAUUGAUCAGUAUUCGGGGUUGCCGACUCCGUUUGUGCCUUGGGCUAGUUGGAAUGCUACCAAGGGAUGGGAUCCAGUAACUGGAUUAGGAACACCAGAUUUUGCAAAGUUAUUGGGGUUGGUGGGGGGUGGACGUGGUUAUGGAUAUGGUUAUGGAUCAUAG